Paralichthys olivaceus (Japanese flounder) is the source of this 4454-nucleotide messenger RNA. RefSeq names its product schwannomin-interacting protein 1. NCBI's taxonomy places the organism in Eukaryota, Metazoa, Chordata, Actinopteri, Pleuronectiformes, Paralichthyidae. The record is from RefSeq and is a predicted model, not a curated record. Gene Ontology annotation, biological process: positive regulation of hippo signaling. Gene Ontology annotation, cellular component: cell junction; plasma membrane.
GAUUGGUUGAUCACCAGAGGCCAAGAAGUCACUGGUAUCAAAAGCCUCUAUUAGUUGCUUGGUUCCACGGUAGUGCUAUCCAUCUAAACCAGAUGUGCAGCUCCACUAUGGAAGGUAAAGAUGGGUGGUGCUGCAGGUCACUUCAAAAUAUGGCAGUCCUUUUGCUCCUGUGCACUUUAGCCCCAAGUUUAACUUGUUUUAGCUUGAGGGGAUUGAGCAGAAACGCUCAACAGGAUAAGGUAGUUAGUGUGGCAGCAGUGGUGGAGGUACUGACAGGGAGCAUUCUCUUUAAUGGGAAAGAGCUGAGCUCCGAAUCAGGAUCUCCCUUUGCUGCUGCAACAAAUGACGAUGGACUGCUGCAUGUCGUUACAGAUGAACCAGAAGGCUCAGGGAUGUUUGCACAGACAUCACAGCUGAAUGAAGUCAUGGCCAAUGAAGGAGCAUGGAGGCGCUUAAACCCUGCUCUGCAUUGUGGUCAAACCCAGAUGAACUUCACAGCCAUGAGACUUGGAGCUGCUGAUUUACAACUAGAUAUUGGUAAGGGAGAUCCCCUUCCUCUGACCCAAUUAUCUGAAAGCUGUGGAUACUCGAUGCAACAAAGUGCUAUGGGUCUUGUUUUGGUUGCUCCCUAUGAUGGCUGCAAUAUGAUACAAGAGAAUGGAAACUAUGUGGUCUCAAUGAUGUGGCGAGAGGCUAAAGUAAAAUUGAUCUGCCCCAUCUUGCAAAGUCCUGAUGCAACGCCUGCUCAACAUCCCUGGAAACGUCCUGUACCUCACAGGCCUACAAGAUAUGAUCGUCCUAAACGGCAUGCAACUCAGCCCAUUUUAUUCUACGAUCCUCGCAUUCCACUCAGUUAUUUUUACUAUUUAUAUUGGAGACAAGCCCAAGCCACUGCCCCUGCUACAACUACUGCUGAGCCGGACACAACCACAACAUCCAAACCGACCACAGAGAAACCUCAAAACCCUCCUGUAUACCCUCCCUAUAUGUAUUACCCUUACUUUUACUCCCCUAACUACUAUUACUACCCACUCCCUGUGAGUACUACUGUGCCACCAGUUACCACCACCACCACCACCACCGCACCUGCUACCACCACCACCACAACUGCACCUGCAACCACGGCCGAAACGACUACGACAAAGGCCGAAACGACGACUACCUCAGCCCCUACUACUAAGACCCAAACACCAAUGAACCCCUAUUACCCUAUAUAUUAUCCUUACCCUCCUGCAGGACAGCAGUUGCCGCAAGUCCCUGACAAAUCUGAUGUUUACUACUACCCAUUCAUACAGCAUAUCUAUGGAAGACAUCCAUACCCAUUCCAGCCAAUGCAAACAACUACGCAGCCUCCUACUUCCACAACUAAGCCAAGUGGCACAACAAGCGAGACAAGCCCUACAGCGACGCCAACAACAACUGCUUCUCCCACUACAAAAACGACGGGACCAUAUUCCAAUCCAACAACAUCCUGCAGCGGCAGCUAUACAGGCCAAUUGAGUCCAUUUGUUGAGUACCACAAGAGCCCCUUUGCUCCAAUCAUUUCAUACGCCUACAAUAAAGCUGGCAAACUCCUAGACCACGAAAAAUACAUGCCUCAAGAUGGUUACAAAUCUGGACCACAGGCUCAAGCACACCCAGGCUUCGACUGGCGAGCUGUGCCAUGGCAUUUCCACACAACUGGGAAUGGCUUUCCUCAAAUUGACUGGAAAAAUCUUUAACUUAAAUUGUUCUUUUUCAAAUGGUAAGGCAAUGGUAAGGUAACUGAGUUGCUGUUCAUCAACCAUAAUGGUCUUGUCUUUCAGGGGCUCCUUUCCUGUUGUACUGAGCCUUCAAUAAACAUGUUUUACUUGGAACUUGGUUUUCAUGUUUCCCUUUUAUGCCAUGGUGGUAAUAUUUUUGGCAUAUCCUGGUGGUUCUAAAUUGGGACAUAUCAAAGUCACAUCACGCUUGGAACUCUUGAAAGGUCUGAUAACAUAAGACAUAUUUUCCAUCAGCCUGGUAACAGUAAUAUUUUAGAAAUCAGAUUGCUGCACUCAUGCAGUGUGCACCCACCCCAUUCUGUCUGUUCCUAUAUAUUUCCACAUGGUGUUAUCUCCUCCAAUCCCCCCAUGGCAAGACACACACAAAUCAAGGAUCUCCACACAUCACUGAAACUAAGCCACACUUGACAACAGAGACGUGCAAUGCUGGUCUAUGAGCAUGGACGCUUGUCUGCAUUUCAUUUAAAACGGCUCUAGAGUGUUAGUUGGCAAGAAUUAAGAGCACUGAGCUCAGGAGUAAAACUGCUCUGCAAAAGAAAUCUUUUAAUCCAUGCUUGGGAACAGCAGUUGUCUUCUGUAAUGCUGCUUUUGCACUUUUACUUGCAUUUUAUGGAAUCGUCACAUGUCUACAAUGUAGCUCGUCUUCAUGGACGACUAUGAUGUGGAAAGGGACGAGGAAGAAGAGGGAGACUUAUUCAUGAGAAAGGCCACAGCGGGCCACUGGUGGGAGGACUGUGGGGACGAUGGCAACUGUGAUAUACAUCACCAGAGAGGGGGGAGAGGCUGCAUGGUAAACAGCCGCAGCUGGGCUGAGGAGCUCCAGGAUAUCUUUGCACCACAGGCUGUAGACUGUUACAGUGGAGGGCGAAGCAGAAUCUCCAGCAUCUCUGCCCAGAGGAACGACAGAGAGUCCAUCAGGCAGAAACUUGCCCUUGGCAGUUUCUAUGACGACGAGCCUGUCAUCUACACCAGCUGCAGCAAGAACGGCCCAUCCUCCCGGCUGCAGAGUGGGGUGAACCUGCAGGUGUGUUUUGUCAAUGACAGCAACAGUGACAAAGACAGUGAUGCCGAGGACAGCAGGACAGAAACCAGUCUGGACACACCCCUUUCACCUGUGAGCAAGCAGAGCUCUUCGUUGUCAGACCGGGACACGGCAGAGGAGGACUCUGACGCGUUAGAUGACUGCAGCGGGUUCUGGCGGGUGCAGCGGAGACUGCAGGAGGAGGCCAGGGUGGCGUUGGCCCUAGCUCGACCCAUGGCCCGCAUGCAGGUGGAGGUGGAGAGGCAGAUACAGCUGCACAGACGCUCACCUGUGGCUGACUUGCUUCCCCAUUUGCCUCACAUCAGCGAGUGCUUGAUGAAGAGGAAUUUGAGGCGAGGGGACAUGAGGGACAUGAGUCUUGGUCAGCUGCAAGUCAUCACAAAUGACUUACACUCACAGAUCCAGAGUUUAAAUGAAGAGCUGGUGCAGUUGCUCCUAAUGAGGGAUGAGCUGCAUGUGGAGCAGGACGCCAUGUUGGUGGACAUAGAGGACCUCACGAGGCAUGCUCACAGCCACCAUCGGCAGCAGGCAGAGAAAGCCAUCUCUAAAUAAAUACAUCGCCCGGUCCUCACUUGUCUCCGUCUGCACGACAUCCAACCCGCAUCGCUCCGUGGACCGUCACCAGUGUUACCAAUGAAACUCCAUCUGUGCUGUUUCUGAUGAGGGGGGCUGCUUUCAAUAUGAACACAGCAGAGUUUGUGCAGGCUUCUCACUUCCACCCCGGCAUGAUUAACCAGAGCAUAUUUCACAGAUUUAGUGGAAACACUUUGAUCUCAUUCCAUCCCAACACUGAUUUACCUCCUUAUGACUUUGCACAGUACACUCAUGUAUGUUAAUGCAGAGUGGGAGGAAACACCUGCACACUUUAUUUCUCACUUCUCUCAGAAAGGAUAAUGACUUUCAGGGACAUAAAGAUCAGCUGACUUUGUAUUUCCUCUAUCUCUAUAGAGUGAUCAAGAAGAUUGAUCCAUUGUAGUAAACGUAUUUACUUCUUUCUUUCACUAGAAGCACUGUCAUCACUUUUUAAUUCUCUAUUAAACAUCUAUUGUCUGAGCUGUUGCAACAGAAAGGAUGAACAUUCUCAGCUGGUAGCGUCGCCGGUCAUCUAAAUGCUUCAAAGAAGUCUCGUAAAAAUUCUUUAGACACUCAACUGGCUGUCACAGUUUCGAGCUUUAAAUGCUGUGUGCAAUAAGAGACACAUUAAGAGAAAAACAUUUGAGGAAUUUGUCUUCGUCAAAUUUGGCGAUACUUGAUACAAUCGACAAAAUGACGAGAUGUGGGUUAAAAGUAAUUUGGGGUGAAAUGAAGCAGAAGUGACAAGAAGACAUGUUGAUGUGGACGGCCUCCAAAUCAAAAGAUAUGCAAUGUGAUUGUUGUUAAACUCAAUUUACCAAUGUGACAGAAAGAAGUUUAACAUUAAAUAAUAAUAUCAAUAAAUUAUAGUCUAUAUCUCUUUUAUCUGUUUAAAAUGUUUAUGGACACGCUGUAUGUAAAUGUUAAAAGACUAAAAGGAUGAAGGACAUGCCCUGUGUGUGUUUAGGAGCUUUUUAAGAAUGUCGGUUAACACAAACGUUCUUUUUCUAUUUUUUGCUCCACUGAUCAAUGUACUGUAUAAUGAUUGUAAAAAAAGGAUCCAUUAAUAAACGCUU